AUGGCCAGCGCCGUCCGGGCCUCACCCGAGUGGGCUGCGGGGCCGGGCGGCGGAGCGGCGUAUAAGCGAAAGAACGCGGAUCCCCACCGCGCAAGGCCCGGCGUAACGGCAAGGGAAAGGAAAUGCGCCGUGGUUGAGAACAGUAAAAAGAAAUCAAAGAAACUAAAAUUAAAAAGGAGUCACCGAGUAGAACCAGUCAAUACUGAAGACACAGUUUCCCCAAAUACUACACCAGUAGCACCUCUUGCACCAGUUGGCUGGGAAACCCCUAAAAUUAACAGAAUUCGAAAACUUGAGCCUCUUGGUGAAACACGUCAUAAUGAUUUCUACGGGAAGCCCCUGCCUCCGCUGACAGUACGGCAAAGACCGAACAGUGAUUCCCAUGAUGUCAUUUCUUAACAAGGAGUCAUGCAGCAGCUUUAAAACAAAGCCUGCAGUGUGGAAAAGUGAAACCCAGAUUCAGUAUCAUUUUCUAAAAUGAUGAAAACAAUGCUAUUCUUAAAAAUUGCUGGGAAAGACACUAAGAGUGCCUUGGAAUUGCAGCAGUAAGAAUAGUGUUGAUGAAUUCAACUAUCUUGAUUCACCAGCUCAUCUUCAAGAGUUUAUGUGGACUAAGAAAAUGUUUAUUAAUAGAACUAUUGAUAAGUUCCUGAAUUUUUUCUGUGCCGGAACAGAAAAACUGUAGCUCUGAAGACCUUUCCAAGACCAACAUGUGCACCUACAAUGACUGUUUCUGGUUAUGCUUAGCAACCAGUAUUUCUACAUUUAAUAUUUCAGAGAUUUAUUUGGAAGGCUUGUGCAAAUGAAAAGUAUGAACUAUACAUUUCAACUAUUUUUAUAUUUUUUAUAGGAGGUUUGGAAAUUUGGGUUAACAGAACUAUUUUGAAAUAUUGAGGUUCAUACUUAAUUUUCACAAGCAAAACAUACUUCUGAAUGUCAUUUUUUUUCUUUGCAACUGCAGUACAGUUUGCCUAUGCUUCACAAGUUGCCCUUGCUGUUGCUGUGUUGAUAUUGUCUAUCGUCAUGAUCAGCCAGAGGAACUGCAUGCUCGAAUGAGUGCUGCAGUUGUUUUUACUCAAGCUGAAAAGCUUAUUCCAGAAGCUGGUGCUACAUACAGUGAACCCAUGCCAGUCACUGGGAUCACACCAAUCAUAUGUUCCGAAGAUGAGCAGGAAGACUGAAUCCCUACCCCUUGUUCUAACUUCUGGAUGGCUGAUGAUUAGAAUAAUUCCAAACAAUCUGGGAUGCCGUGCACUUAGUCGCAGUUUCUGAAGUGGGCUUUUCCAUGGGGGUGGGGGGCGGGGACAGACAACAAGCAUUGCACGCAUUAAUAGGAUGUGCAUUUCCUCUUGUCAAAUUGGGGUGACUUGUCUCUUGAUCUCCUGAUAAAUGAGACUAUAUGUAAAAUUAUGAUGGUUUUGCUCGUGGAAUAUGUUGUAACCUCAAAAUAAUUUUCUGUCCAAAGACCUAAAAUGGCAAGCGACUAAAAUUGGAAGCAAUUAGCCCUUCCUCGAUUAGGUUAUAUCUGUUUCCUGUAAUGCUGACCCAACUUUUUUGCAGCUCAUUAUACUUUCUUGCUCACAUUCAGAGCUCUACUGUGCGCGUAUCUGUGUAGGUCAGCUUUGUAUAAGCGUGUGGGCACAUAUGUGGUCUUGGCACUAAAGUGAUUGAGAAUGCUUUUGGUUAUGCUGGAGCUGAAAUGUGUACAUCAAAGCACUCUAAAAAUUUAGAUGGUGCCCUGUCCAGUGUGGCCGUCUUUAACAAACUGAGAAUGGCAUAGAAGUACAGAAAUAUUUAUUUGUUCUGUAUGCAUGGAUCCUAUUUGAAAUUAACUCCUGCAUCAUAAAUAAAACUGGCACAAUUGAAAUAUUAAGAUCUGUUAUUAAGUUCUGUGACUUCACACUUUUUGUGUACAAACAGUAAUAUUAAAAUUUAUCCAAAAUAUUAUAUUUAAUAGAACAUUGUGGUCAAAUAGUUUUGAAUUCAAAGCUGGCUAUUUCCCCUUUUUUUCCGAGCAUGUAUGUCGAAAACUGAUGUAAACGUUAAUUAGUACCACAAUCAUUUUAAAAGUACUGUGAAUUUUAGUUUAGGAAAAAAUAAGCCAAAAUGACCCAUAAGAUGGUUCAAAGACUAGUCCAAGGCUUUCUGUUUUGGGAAACAAUCUUUUAAUGGAGCUUGAUAGUUUCAGCCCUUUCACUGAAAGAUAUUUUUCUGCCAGUUCUUUCCCCUAUUAACAUGCAUUACAAUUCAAAGGAUUUUCUGGGAACACAAAAGGAAAAAAACCCAGCCUUUUAAAUAUACAACAUGUGUGCUCCAUGUAUUUGUUUAUGACUGUUAAAUAUAUGUUUGCUUUGGGCCCAAACUAAUUUUUUGUGUAUUAAUGUAAUGAACUGUUUUAUUGUUUUUCCUUAUGACUGUAUUAUUUGUUGAAUGUCAAAUCUAAACGUUUUAUGCCUGCAGUAAAAAUAAAUAUGAAAUAAAGUCUUAAUGCAA
Molecule: messenger RNA, 2493 nt
Organism: Sphaerodactylus townsendi
Lineage: Eukaryota; Metazoa; Chordata; Lepidosauria; Squamata; Sphaerodactylidae
Product: ADP-ribosylation factor-like protein 13B
Exons: 4
Coding region: 1-399 (132 amino acids)
Source: RefSeq, a predicted model, not a curated record